AGCGAUUUCGGCUCUUUGCCGAAGGUCAGAAGGGUUGGUUGCUGAAAUGGCCAAGACGAUCGCCCUGCUGCUAUGUCUGCAAACGGUGCAGGCAGAUCCCUGCGCAGGUUUGUAUGGUGCUGAGGGUUUGACCUGCGCAUGGGGUGAGGAUGUGAAGACUUGCAUGGCAGAGAGUUGCAAGGGCUGCGGUGGCGAGCAGUGCUCGCUUUGCCAGCAGGAUGCAUCCCGCAUUGAGACUUGCUGCGAGCAGCACUGGCACUCGACCGCUCCUCCUGAGAUGUGUCAACAAUCUGACGAGGAAAAGGUGAAGGCGUGUGUGGAAGAGAAGUGCCGAGGCUGUGGGGGGGAGCAGUGCACGCUGUGCAUGCAAGACGCGCAAGCAGCAUGCGAGGCAUCCAACCGGAAGAGCCUACCGAAGAAGAAAGCUUCGGAUGCUUGUGCAGGUUUGUAUGGUGCUGAGGGUUUGACCUGCGCAUGGGGUGAGGAUGUGAAGACUUGCAUGGCAGAGAGUUGCAAGGGCUGCGGUGGCGAGCAGUGCUCGCUUUGCCAGCAGGAUGCAUCCCGCAUUGAGACUUGCUGCGAGCAGCACUGGCACUCGACCGCUCCUCCUGAGAUGUGUCAGAAAUCUGACGAGGAAAAGGUGAAGGUGUGUGUGGAAGAGAAGUGCCGAGGCUGUGGGGGGGAGCAGUGCACGCUGUGCAUGCAAGACGCGCAAGCAGCAUGCGAGGCAUCCAACCGGAAGAGCCUACCGAAGAAGAAAGCUUCGGAUGCUUGUGCAGGUUUGUAUGGUGCUGAGGGUUUGACCUGCGCAUGGGGUGAGGAUGUGAAGACUUGCAUGGCAGAGAGUUGCAAGGGCUGCGGUGGCGAGCAGUGCUCUCUUUGCGAGCAGGAUGCAUCCCGCAUUGAGACUUGCUGCGAGCAGCACUGGCACUCGACCGCUCCUCCUGAGAUGUGUCAACAAUCUGACGAGGAAAAGGUGAAGGCGUGUGUGGAAGAGAAGUGCCGAGGCUGUGGGGGGGAGCAGUGCACGCUGUGCAUGCAAGACGCGCAAGCAGCAUGCGAGGCAUCCAACCGGAAGAGCCUACCGAAGAAGAAAGCUUCGGAUGCUUGUGCAGGUUUGUAUGGUGCUGAGGGUUUGACCUGCGCAUGGGGUGAGGAUGUGAAGACUUGCAUGGCAGAGAGUUGCAAGGGCUGCGGUGGCGAGCAGUGCUCUCUUUGCCAGCAGGAUGCAUCCCGCAUUGAGACUUGCUGCGAGCAGCACUGGCACUCGACCGCUCCUCCUGAGAUGUGUCAGAAAUCUGACGAGGAAAAGGUGAAGGCGUGUGUGGAAGAGAAGUGCCGAGGCUGUGGGGGGGAGCAGUGCACGCUGUGCAUGCAAGACGCGCAAGCAGCAUGCGAGGCAUCCAACCGGAAGACUGCGGCAAUCCUUCCAUAAGUGAGGAUUUCGCCAGGAAUCGCUUGUUAUAUUCCCUGCAACUUUUGGGGCUGUCAAGGCACAGCCCAGCCAAAUUCAUGGAUGUGCCUAGAGAGCUUUAGACAGCUGACGCUGCGGACAUGUUAGUUUGCGCCAAACAAAGCUGCCAUGGACUGUGACUUGAAUGGUUUUGCUCCUCUGAUUAUGUACUUUUGCUCCUUUGAUCGAUUUUGAGCCAAGGGAUUUGUUUUAAACUUUUUGUACCGCUUUCCCUUGGUCGAUCAUAUAUUGUGGACAUUUAGAUUCCGGCAUGACCAGUCGCAGUACUAGUUCGCUUUCAUUUGUCG
This is a messenger RNA of Effrenium voratum, 1761 nucleotides long. NCBI's taxonomy places the organism in Eukaryota, Dinophyceae, Suessiales, Symbiodiniaceae. The record is from the annotation of a GenBank genome assembly.